UCACGUGUGGGUUCUCAGAGACGUCAUCCUACCAAACCAGAAAAGCAGUGUUCAGGCCUGUGACAACUCUAAACGCUUACAAACUAUCCGAAAACUAUCGCGGAUGUUUGUGUUCCGUAAUUCAUGUAGAUAGUUGAUUCGUUUUGGGCCUUCGGUCUGACAAUGGGAGCCAAUAACAGUACCCGCCGUGUGUCGUACGAGUCGGACGACAACGAGAAUGUAACUGUGGUGAAGGGCAUUCGGUUAUCUGAGGGCGUCAUCAACCGAAUGAGAGAACCAUCCAGGGCAACCCCCUUCGUCCCAAGUCCUGCACCUCCUCCCCCUUCGAUUCCUCCACCAGUUCCCCCAGAGACCGUACCAGAACCUUCACCUCCUCCUCCUCCUCAACCCAUGCAGGCUCAGACUCCGGUGGGAUCUUCUGCUCCCUUGCCAGAAUCCAGUCCAGCUCCAGCACCAGCACCAGCACUACCACCACCACCUCCACCUCCUGCUCCGCCGGCCAUUGAUGAAGAAGCCCUAAGGAAGAAGAUCAGUGACGAGUUGUAUGAAGGGCUGGAGAAGCAGAGAGUCAAAGCAGAGCAAGACCUGCAAACCUGGCUUGAAGCUGAGAAAGCCCGUACAUCAGCGCAAGCUAAGGCUGAGACCAGGCGUCACGUGGAGGACGAGGUGUCCAGAAUUCUGUCUUCAGAACGCACUGUCGCCCAGGAGAGCCUCCAGCAGGCUGUCCUCAGGGAGAGGAUCGCCACUGAGGAUGAAAAGCUACGGGCUCAGCUCUUUGCUAAGCAGCUAGAGGCUAAAGAGGCAGACCUAAACAAGCAGGAUGCUUUCUACAGGGAGCAAGUGGCACGACUGGAGGAGAGGAGUGCUCAGUUCUACAAGGUCACCACAGAGAACUACCACAAAGCUGCAGAUCAAGUGAAUGCCAAGUUCAAACGCUACGAGGCAGAUCCUGUGUGUGCAGACCUGCAGGGCCAGAUCCUGGCGUGCUACAAAGAAAACCAUGGCAAAACUCUCCAUUGCUCCAACAUAGCAGCUUUGUAUCUGCAAUGUGUCAACAAUGCCAAGCAGUUAAGUAAGCAUGCAGCGUCAUGGACCAAUAACACACCAAGUUGAGGACCGGCGGUUAAAGGAAGGAAUGGGAUAAGAAAGAUGGAGCAAUGAAGAGUUCAUUAUUGUGUGGGAUCACUGAUUAUCGACCGACUGACAAGAAAAGAGGAAUGAGUCAGCACCAAGAUGCACACCCUGAAAAAAGACAAACUCUGAAGACCGGAAAAUAAACUUUGUCUUGUCUCUCCUGUGGAAAAAGGUGACACUUUUCCCUCUUUGGAUGCACCAAAAAGCCUUAGACAUACAAUCACCCAAUAGCUGACAUUUCAGUAAGUUGUAUUAUUUCUUGUCAAGUGAUCUUACUAGAGAAAUUAAUAUUUUUCAUAGUAGUCCCUGUUAAGCUUUUAUAAGAAUACAUACAGUGGGGCAAAAAAGUAUUUAGUCAGCCACCGAUUGUGCAAGUUCUCCCACUUAAAAUGAUGACAG
Nerophis ophidion (straightnose pipefish) is the source of this 1533-nucleotide messenger RNA. It is a transcript of the gene chchd3a, whose product is annotated as coiled-coil-helix-coiled-coil-helix domain containing 3a. Bases 163 to 1113 code for a protein of 316 amino acids. Gene Ontology annotation, cellular component: mitochondrion; MICOS complex. Gene Ontology annotation, biological process: inner mitochondrial membrane organization. NCBI's taxonomy places the organism in Eukaryota, Metazoa, Chordata, Actinopteri, Syngnathiformes, Syngnathidae. The transcript is spliced from 10 exons. The record is from RefSeq and is a predicted model, not a curated record.